Messenger RNA from Colletotrichum truncatum, 684 nucleotides. The record is from RefSeq and is a predicted model, not a curated record. Lineage: Eukaryota; Fungi; Ascomycota; Sordariomycetes; Glomerellales; Glomerellaceae.
AUGCUGCUGCUGCCCCGCCUCCGACCGCUUGCCCGCGCCAUCUCACGACAACCUCCAGUGACCGUCUCCCUCUUCCAGAGAUCUUUUACGCGCACAAUGGCUCCCAAAGCCCUCCCCUCCGACCGUCGUCCCCUCGUAAUCUCCGGCCCUUCGGGCGUCGGUAAGGGAACUCUGUACAAGCUGCUCUUCGAGCGCCACCCGGACACCUUUGCCCUCUCCGUGAGCCACACCACCCGCGCCCCGCGACCUGGUGAGCAGGAUGGCGUCGACUACCACUUCGUGACCCGCGAGGCCUUUGACGAUCUCGUCGCCAAGGACGGCUUCGUCGAGCACGCCACCUUCGGCAGCAACGCCUACGGCACCUCCAAGGCCACCAUCGAGGAGCAGUCCGCCAAGGGCAAGGUCGUUGUGCUCGACAUUGAGAUGGAGGGCGUCAAGCAGAUCAAGAAGUCGUCGAUUUCCGCCCGCUACGUCUUCAUCGCGCCGCCUUCUGAGGAGGAGCUCGAGAAGCGCCUCCGCGGUCGCGGCACCGAGAAGGAGGAGAGCAUCCAGAAGCGCCUUUCCCAGGCCAAGGUUGAGCUCGACUUCGCCAAGACCCCCGGCGUCCACGACAUCACCAUCGUUAACGACGACCUUGAGAAGGCCUACAAGGCUCUCGAGGACUUUGUCUACAAGUCCUCCUAA